AUGAAUUUAAGUGAAGAAUUAGAAAAUAUUCAUUCAUAUAUUUUUACAACAACUGGUUUAUCAAUUCCAUCGAAUGAUAUUCAAUUAAAAAAACAACAGUUAACUAAUUCAAAUAAUAAAAUUAUUGAUACAGCUAUGAAUGAACAUAUAUUAGACAUUGUUCAAGAACAAAUUAAACAAUUAAAACAAUCAUUUAAUAAAGUUUUAGAUCAUAUUAAACAUAAAGAACAAUCAUCAACUAAUGUAACUGUAUCAAAUAAUGAUUUACCUAAUGAAACUAAAGAAUUACAAGAUCAAAUUAUCAAACUGCGUUCAUUAUUAGCAACAAAACGUGAACAAAUUGGUACAUUACGUACAGUUCUCAAAGCUAAUAAACAAACAGCUGAAAUAGCAUUAGCUAAUUUAAAAUCGAAAUAUGAAAAUGAAAAAUUAAUUGUUACUGAAACAAUGUCUAAAUUACGUAAUGAAUUACAAUCAUUAAAAGAAGAUGCAGCUACAUUUGCAUCAUUACGUGCUAUGUUUGCUGCACGUUGUGACGAAUAUGUUACACAAUUAGAUGAAUUACAAAGACAAGUUCAUUCAUCUGAAGAAGAAAAGAAAACACUUAAUUCAUUACUUCGCAUGGCUAUUGAACAAAAACUUGCCUUAACACAAAAACUCGAAGAUUUAGAAGUCGAUAAUGAACGAUCAAAUAAUACUCCAAGUUUUUCAAGACGACUAAUGAAUUCAAAUAAAACAAAUUCAUUAUCUGCUACUUCGGAAGUACCACUUGGAUUAUUAACUAUAGCUUCAAAUAAUAAUACAAGUGGUAAUCGAAAUUCUAAUAAUAAUAAUAAUCCUAUGUCGGAAGUACGACGAGGCAGAUUUAUACCACCGCGAAGUCGUCAACAAAGAAGUGUAGUUCGAUCUACAUCACCACCAUUAUGGUGGUCGUCGACAAGUUUAAUAUGUCAUAUUAAAAGUCGACAUCAUUUUAAUAAAAUUUGUAUUGAAAAUAAAUGGAAAUGGUCAAAUCCAAAUUCAACAACAAUUUUAAUCAAUCAUAAUAAACAAAUUUUGUUUCAUCCAAGAAUAAGUUCAUCAACACAAGUUAUUCUUGCUGAUAGACCAUUACCAUCAAAUGGAAAAUUCUAUUGGGAAAUAUAUAUGCCAGCUGUUUAUGGAACAUCUCUUAUGUUUGGUAUUGCAACUAAAGAACAAAAAUUAACAUCAGAAAAUUUUACUGAUUUGCUUGGAAUUGAUCAACAUGGUUGGUCUUUAUCACAUCAUGGUUUAUUAUGGCAUAAUGGAAUUUCACGUUCUUAUUUAAUGAAACCAUUUGAACCACUACGACCAGUUUUAGUUGGCUUGGAAUUUGAUGCUGAUGUUCGAACACUUUCAUAUACAAUUAAUAAUCAAUCAAUGGGUAUUGCUUUUGAUUCAAUACCAAAGAAUCUAUCAAUUUAUCCAGCUGUAUCAUCAACAAGUGCACAUAGUACAAUGAUUCUUAAACAUUGUUGCCAAAUAUGUUCAUUAUUACGUGAAAUUUGUUUGAAAAUAAUUCGAUCGACAAUAUUAUUAGAUAAUACUAAUUGUCAACAAUUAUUACCUCAGCAUUUGAUUAGACAACUGAUGCGAUAA
Rotaria sp. Silwood2 is the source of this 1620-nucleotide messenger RNA. The record is from the annotation of a GenBank genome assembly. Lineage: Eukaryota; Metazoa; Rotifera; Eurotatoria; Philodinida; Philodinidae.